CAUUUUACGUUAGCCGAUACUCGUGCGGUGCGGAACUCUCGCGAUCGCUUUUCCCGAGCGAAUUUCUGUGGCGCGCGGUGGCCGCCCCGGAACCGACUCAUUUCAUCGUCUUCGCCUCCUGGCGUCCGUGAUUGCCUCGAAUGUGUGGGGAAAGCGAGCUGCGUCCGCGGUGAUCAUUCGCGCGCCCCGUGUCGCAGUGUGCCAAGGCGAGAGAAGAGGAGAGAAAGAUGGUGCCAGCGGGCCUCGAGAGCGAUAUCGUUGCUGCGAGCUAGCGCCGUGCGCGCAGCCAGUUCGCCACACUCGAGUGUUUGACGAGUCGUGUGCGACCGACUAAACCGAAUAUAACGUGAGAACUCGUUUGGUAGUGGUGUGCAUUUAAGUCGAAGUGGUGAUCUUUGAUAUUGUGAUACCGAUAGUCUAUCUAACUUCUCGGCCUGUCCCGUCGUCGUGCGAGUGGCCUGUGCGCCCAUUGAAAAAUUUACUGUGUGUGUGGGCUUUGAGCGCGGGGUUCGACGUACCCCCGACGAUGCCCAAUGGUUGAUCGUGUACCAAAGCGUGCUCGGGGACGCUCCACGCGCCGCGGUUUUCAUUGUUAUUGUCAUGCUUGUGAAUACGCUAAGAGCUUGGUGAAUUUUCGCGGCUUCGCCGAAGAGGAGGAAGCAGCAAUAGCAUCAGCAGCAGCAGUAAUAGCAUCAUCAGCACUAGUACCGAUCUUCUAGUGGCGUAGUGCAGCGUUUCGUUCGUGCGUGUAUACCCGUGUAUACGUGCCUGCGUGCGUGCCUGGCUGCGUGCGUGCGUGCGUGCGUGCGUGCGGUCGUCCUGACUUGCUGCCGCCGCCGCUUACUUGCUACCAGGAGUAAACAGCCUGAAACACAAGAAAUAAUUAACCCUGAAAAGAAACCAUGGCCGACCACCUGGUGGACGGGCCACCGAAUAAGCGGCCGAAGCUCGGAGAUCCUUUCCAGGGGACUUCGGAUUCCGCGGUGGGUAUGGCGCCUCUAAUGAUGCACCAUGCUUAUACAAACUACGGGGGAGGUGGCAGUGGUAACAUGCAACAAAUGCAGGGCCCGCCACAACAGCAGCUUCAUCUGCAACAGCAUCAGCUGCAGCCACAUUGGAACAACCAUACCAUCCAGAAAAGAAAUUAUAUAACAAACACAGAUAUGUUUGAUCUUGAAAAUGAUCUACCUGAUGAUCUGUUGUCAUCGGGAUCUUGGGGUUCUGCAACUGAAAGUGCUAAGCCACCAGCAACAGGUCCAGGCCCAGGGCAGCAAAAUGGUGCGCUUGAUUCAGAACUUAGACAACAUGUACAGCAACAACAACUUUCACAUCAUCUAAUACAACAACAAGGCAAUAAAAAUUUGGUUGCAAAUUCUCUAGCAAUGGCUGCUGGAACUUUGGGUAAUAAAAGUCCAAAUAUGCAAUCUCCACCAAAUGUUUCUGUCUCUAAAGUAGUUGAUCCACAAAUGGUCGUGAGUCUGGGAAAUUUACCAAGUAGUAUAGCCAGUUCCUUGGCAAAUAAUCAAAUGUCCAUUGCAAAUUCGAUGGGAGGCCUUCAAUCGUCAAUGAGCAUGGCUGGAAGUAAUCCUACCAUGUCAAUGCCAGGUGGAAUAAAUUCUGCUCUUGUUAUGACCAGUAGUGCCAGUGGAAAUAACAAUAUGGGUGGAAUGGCAGGUGGAAGUUUAAUUGUAACCAACAGCUUGAAUAAGCAACCUUUAAACACUGUAACUAUGAUGGCCCCUAAUACACAAGGAGGAAUUCAUCAUCCUAGUGGGCCACAUGGUGUUGCUCAAAUGCAAAAUGGACCUGGAAUAAUGAAUACUAGAGCUGUAGCAAUGCAACAACAGCAACAAGCUCAUAUGGUUGGACCAGCAAGGGGUCAAAGUCCACAUCAACAAGUACAUCAAGUUGGUAUCGUAGGUCCUGGUCAGGGAGGUCCAAGAAUCCAGGCACCCCCAAAUAUGACAAAUAUGCCAAAUAUGGGGCAAAUAAGUGCAUCAAGUCCUUAUGGUUAUGGAUCUCCAGCUAGUGGACAGGGGCCUGGUGUUACUGUAUGUACUAACAGUCCUGUUGGAGUUGUUACACCACAACCAAAAGGAGUGGGAACAAACAUGACUGCCAUGCAAGGUAGUAGAUUUGGAGGAACCGCAGGUCCUAUUGGCUCCACAAAUGUUGUGGGUGGUCAAGAAGGUGGCAUGGCGCAACAAGCUCAACCACCUGCUCCAAGUCCAGCUCAACCUCAGUCUGGUGCACCAAGUGGAGGUCAACCUGGACCACAACAAGCUACUCAGGGGCAAAUACCCGGUACUGGUGCUCCAGCUGGUGCUACAAAAUCAACUGCUGAUCCAGAAAAACGCAAACUUAUUCAGCAACAACUAGUUCUUCUACUUCAUGCGCAUAAGUGUCAACGACGCGAAAGUCAAGCAAACGGUGAAGUUUGGCAAUGUUCGUUGCCAGACUGUAAAACUAUGAAAAAUGUAUUGACUCACAUGACUGCUUGUCAAGCAGGGAAAAACUGUACAGUGCCACACUGUAGCUCUUCAAGACAAAUUAUUAGUCACUGGAAACACUGCAAUCGUAACGAUUGUCCUGUGUGUUUACCUUUAAAACAAGCAAACAAAAAUAAAACAACAAAUGCUGCUGCAGCAUCUACGACACAACCAAAUAGUCAACCAAAUCCGAGUCAAACAGAAAUGAGAAGAGCAUAUGAUGCGUUGGGUAUUCCAUGUCCUACUACAACAACUGGUGGUUUGGUUGCUCAAUGUGUAACUAGAAGAAUGCCAACACCAAGCAUGCAAGGAGCACCCGGCGCGAUUGGAAACGUUAGAUUAGCUCAACCUCCAACUCAGAAUGCACCCGGUCAAUCUGUAGUUGGCGCCGGGCAACAAGUUGUUGCUCCAAAUGUUUCUCUCCCUUUAAAUUCUGAUCCUAAUACAGUCGGAGUUGCUGGUAAUCAAGCAGCACCUACCAGUGGUCCGACGCCUGCUGCUGCAGCGACUGCCGCUAAUAUACAACAAUCUGUUAAUAUGCAGCAACUGUUUGGUUUGAAUGAUUCAGGACAACUUAGUGUUCCAAGUGAAAAUAGGUUAGCUAAUCUUCAGCUUCCAGCUGGACUUCAACCAAGUCAAGUAACAGCAACAUCGGUGCAGGAAUCAAAGGAUUGGCAUCAAACUGUAACACCAGAUCUUAGAAAUCAUCUCGUUCAUAAAUUGGUUCAAGCAAUAUUUCCAACUCCCGAUCCACAAGCUAUGCUCGAUAAAAGAAUGCAUAAUCUUGUUGCAUAUGCAAGGAAAGUUGAAGGCGACAUGUAUGAAAUGGCCAAUUCAAGAUCAGAAUAUUAUCAUUUGCUUGCCGAAAAAAUAUACAAAAUUCAAAAAGAAUUAGAGGAAAAACGACAAAAGCGGAAAGAGCAACAACAACAACAGUUACAAGCUCAGCAGCAACAACAACCACAACCUGCAGGAACAUCUGGCUCAGGUUUAAGGCCAUGUGCUCCCCCAGGUGUUGGUACCGUUCCACCAUCACGACCAGUUGGAACAGUUACUCCUAGUUUGCGUAGUCAUUCGCCAAGUAUGACGCUUGGAAAUUUACCUGCAAUGGGUAUUCCGCACAAUAGAAUGCAGUUUCCGCAACAACAACAAACGCAACAAGUACAGGUUCAGUCCCAAACGAAUGUUCAAGCUCAGGCUCAAGCACAGGCCCAGGCUCAGGCUCAGGCUCAGGCUCAAGCUCAAGCUCAGGCUCAAGUUCAAGUUCAGCAACAAAUGCAACAGCAGCAGCAACAACAGCAGCAGCAGCAGCAGUCAGGAAUUUUGGUUGGCCCACCUGGUCCUAGUCCAAAUGGACAAUCAACUUCUAAUCCCAACGUCGUUUCAAAUCCUGGUCUCAGUCCUUUUGGACAACCACAAAUGUCACAAUCAAGUUUAACAACAACUACUACGUCUGCAACAACUAGUCAAUUCCCAACCUCAAAUGGUACUUCCGGUUUACCUAACAGUUCGCCUGUACAGAAUCAACAUCAAUAUUCUGAUAUUAUGAAAGUUAGAUUAGCGCAAGCUCAAGCAGCAAUUGCGCACCAACAUCAGCAGCAGCAACAGCAGCAGCCGCCAUCACAACCUCAGCCUCAACAACAAUCAAGUCAGUCACAGCCGCAACAACCAACAAGUACUUCGAAUCAAAACGCUACGACAACCUCAAUGCCGCAAACGCCGUCACCAUUUAGCAGUAUGCAACAACAAAACAAUCAACAGCAAAAUCAAUUCAACAAUAGUCGGCCUCUUUCGGUUUCAACACCUAACGAUAAUGGCAUCAGUACAUCAACUCCACAAACGAUACCACCUCCUGCUUCUAGUGGCCCUAGUCCCAGCCCAGCAACGACGACAAAUGGACCUCAAUCUACAACUUCCACACCUAAUACGCCACUAGUUCCUUCAUUAAUGACUCCAAAUCAGACAGUUUCUUCCGCCAACCAAACACCACCUCAUCCUGCUACUACACCAUCUCCUGCCGGCCUUGCAAGUCUUGGAAAAGGCAUGACAUCUCAGGAGAGGGCUGCAUUAAAUGCACCGAGAACUUCGUCCAUGUCUUCGCAAAUGGCGGCUAUUACAGCCGCUUUAGAUCGUGAUAAUUCUCCUAGUCCACCAAUGAAUAACAAUAAGGGAAAAUUGGAUUCUAUUAAGGAAGAAAGUAUGAAAAUGGAAAUUAAAACAGAAGAUGGUUCUGAGAAUCACAGAAUGGAUGGAGGUAAAAGUGUCAAUAAUGAGGUGUCUAUUAAAACUGAAAUCAAAACAGAACCAAUGGAGGAAGGAUCCAGUGAGAGUAUUGUAAAAGAAGAACCUAUUAGUAUUAAGGAAGAACCAGUAACACCAAUAUCCAGUCAAGACACAACAACGCCAGAUAUUAAACCAUUGGUUCCUGAACCGAUACAACCAAGCGGAACGUCAACUGAUAAGAAACGGUUGUGUUUAUUCAAACCAGAUGAGUUGCGGCAAGCAUUAAUGCCAACAUUAGAAAAACUUUAUCGCCAAGAUCCAGAGUCUAUACCAUUUAGACAACCCGUCGAUCCUCAAGCAUUGGGAAUUCCUGAUUACUUUGAUAUUGUUAAAAAGCCAAUGGAUCUUUCAACGAUCAAAAGAAAAUUAGAUACAGGGCAAUACAGUGAUCCGUGGGAAUAUGUGGAUGACGUAUGGAUGAUGUUUGAUAAUGCAUGGCUUUACAAUCGUAAAACAUCACGUGUUUACAGAUAUUGUACAAAGCUUUCUGAAGUCUUUGAGCAAGAAAUAGAUCCUGUAAUGCAAGCCUUGGGAUAUUGCUGUGGAAGAAAAUACACAUUCAAUCCACAAGUACUAUGUUGUUAUGGAAAGCAGCUUUGUACAAUACCAAGAGAUGCAAAGUACUACUCCUAUCAAAAUAGUAGUCUAAAGGCAUAUGGUCUUGUUUCCGACAGAUACACCUUCUGUCAGAAAUGUUUCAACGACAUUCCUGGUGAUACUGUGACGUUAGGAGAUGAUCCAACGCAACCACAAACUGCCAUUAAAAAGGAACAGUUCCAGGAAAUGAAGAACGAUCAUUUGGAAUUGGAGCCUUUUGUUGUAUGUACAGAUUGCGGUAGAAAGGUACAUCAGAUAUGUGUGCUUCACAUGGAAUCAAUUUGGCCUUUAGGAUUUACUUGUGAUAAUUGCUUGAAGAAAAAAGGUCAAAAACGUAAAGAAAAUAAAUUUAAUGCUAAACGUUUACCAGUUACUAAAUUAGGUACCUAUAUCGAAACACGUGUGAACAACUUCUUAAAGAAAAAAGAAGCUGGUGCUGGAGAAGUUGCAAUUAGAGUUGUAGCAUCCAGUGAUAAAGUUGUCGAAGUGAAGCCAGGAAUGAGAAGUCGAUUUGUGGAAAAUGGUGAAAUGCCUGGUGAAUUUCCGUAUAGAGCAAAAGCUUUGUUUGCAUUUGAAGAAGUUGACGGAACUGAUGUAUGUUUCUUCGGCAUGCAUGUGCAAGAAUAUGGUAGUGAAUGUACACCACCUAAUACUCGAAGAGUUUAUAUUGCGUAUUUGGAUUCUGUACACUUUUUCCGGCCUAGACAGUUCCGAACAGCAGUAUAUCACGAAAUUCUCCUUGGAUACUUGGAUUAUGCAAAACAAUUAGGAUAUACAAUGGCUCAUAUUUGGGCUUGUCCUCCUUCUGAAGGUGAUGAUUACAUUUUCCACUGCCACCCGCAAGAACAAAAGAUUCCAAAGCCUAAAAGAUUACAAGAAUGGUAUAAGAAAAUGUUAGACAAAGGCAUGGUUGAAAGGAUCGUGCUCGAUUACAAAGACAUUUUAAAACAAGCGAUGGAAGAUAAACUUACAUCUGCAGCUGACUUACCGUAUUUUGAAGGUGAUUUCUGGCCGAAUGUUUUAGAAGAAAGUAUCAAAGAAUUAGAUCAAGAAGAAGAAGAGAAACGUAAACAAGCGGAAGCUGCGGAAGCUGCCGCUGCUAAUGCAAUUUUCUCAUUGUCAGAGGAUUCUGAAACAGGGCCAGACGGCAAAAAGAAAGGGCAAAAGAAAGCUAAGAAAUCCAAUAAAUCUAAGGCAAAUCAAAGAAAAAAUAGUAAAAAAUCUAAUACCCCACAAACAGGAAAUGAUCUUUCAGCGAAAAUUUUUGCCACUAUGGAGAAACAUAAAGAAGUAUUCUUUGUUAUUAGGUUGCAUAGUGCUCAAAGUGCAGCCAGUUUAGCACCUAUUCAAGAUCCUGAUCCAGUUAUUAAUUGUGACCUUAUGGAUGGCCGCGAUGCUUUUCUUACAAUGGCUAGAGAAAGACAUUAUGAAUUCUCUUCCUUAAGGCGCGCGAAAUUUAGUUCUAUGUCUAUGCUAUACGAAUUGCAUAACCAAGGUCAAGACAAGUUUGUUUAUACUUGCAAUAAUUGUAAGAGCCAUGUAGAAACAAGAUAUCAUUGUACGGUUUGUGAUGAUUUUGAUCUGUGUAUAAGCUGUAAAGAAAAAGACGGCCAUCCUCAUCAUAUGGAAAAACUUGGUUUAGAUUUGGAUGAUGGUUCAUCGCCGGCCGAUGCUAAACAAGCUAAUCCACAGGAAGCGCGUAAACUUUCAAUUCAAAGAUGUAUUCAAUCGUUGGUGCACGCGUGUCAAUGUAGAGAUGCUAACUGUCGUUUAACAAGUUGUCAAAAGAUGAAGAGAGUAGUAACGCAUACUAAAGUUUGCAAACGAAAGACGAACGGUGGCUGUCCAAUCUGUAAACAAUUGAUAGCGUUGUGCUGUUAUCAUGCUAAACACUGCCAAGAGACUAAAUGUCUUGUUCCAUUCUGUUCGAACAUCAAACAUAAGCUGAAACAACAACAGCUUCAACAGCGGCUACAACAAGCGCAGUUGUUAAGGAGACGAAUGGCUGCGAUGAAUAGCAGACCCACAGGUCCAGUGGGAGCGAUGCAAUCCGGACAACAGAGUUCAAAUGUUACUAUGACCACAGGUGUUGCUAUGAAACCAGGUGUCAGUCCUACCAAUUUACCUUCGCCACAUCAACCUGGAAUAGGAUUGAAACCUGGAACUCAAACACCACCUGCUCACGUUCUCCAAGUUGUUAAGCAAGUACAGGAAGAAGCUGCACGGCAACAAGUGCCGCAUGGUUAUGGUAAAGUAACGCCAGGUGGUGGAGUUGGUGCUGGAGUUGGCGUUGGAGGACAAACGGGUGGCGUAAUGCCACCACCUCCAAUGCAACGGCCAAUGCCUGUACAAAUGCCAAAUCCUGGCGGUACGCAUCUUAUUCCAAUGGAUCAAUGGACAGCAAGUAGGUAUCAGCCAAGUGCACUGAUGCAACAGAAUCCUGGUUUGAGACAGCAAACGCCGCAACAGUUAAUGCAACAGCAGCAACAACAUCAAGGGCAGCCAGCAAUAGCUAUGGGAGGACAGAUGCCUAGACAAGCUGGAGUUCUUGGUGGUCCUGUUAAUCAAGUUGGUCCUCAAACUCAAAGCAACAUGCACAAGCAUGUAUUGCAGCAACUUAUGCAAACUCUUAAGAAUCCCCAUACUCCUGAACAGCAAAACCAAAUACUUCAAAUACUCAAAAGCAAUCCACCGAUUAUGGCUGCUUUUAUCAAACAACGGGCACUUGCUCUAAAUCAACAACAAAGUGGUCAAUAUGGUGGAGGAGUGGGCGGACCUUUGGGUCCUAAUCAGCCGCAGCAACAACCUGCUCUGCAACAUAUAAUGUCUCAGCAGCAGCAGCAGCAGCAACAGCAUCAGCAGCAGCAGCAGCACCAACAACAGCAACAACAGCAAGGCAGAAUGCAAAUACAGGCAAUGCUAAAUCAACAACAACAACAGCAGCAGCAGCAGCAACAACCUGUUCAACAGCAACCACCACAGUGGUAUAAACAGCAAAUGCUGGUAUUGCAAAGGCACCAGCACCCGUCGCAGCAGCAACAACACCCACAGCAGCAGCAGCAACAGCAGCAGCAACAACAACAACAAUUUACACAACCACCAGCACCGCCUUAUGGCCAACAGCGACCUAUAAGGCCGCCCCUUCUCGGUAAGAAUUAUUUAAUUCUGGAGAAAACGAGAUUCGUCGAGCCGCUUGGUUCGUGGUCUAACGUUUGCCACGAUUCCGCGUAUUCUUCUCCAGGUUAUGGUGGCUUUAGCGAACAAGGAUACGGUCAACCUGGCUUAAAACCAACACCACCUCCGGUACCUUCUCCGCAAGGUGUGAUGGGGCCUCCAGGGAUUUCUGUACAGCAACAAUUAAUGCAGUCCGUUCGAUCUCCACCGCCAAUUCGUUCUCCUCAACCAAAUCCUUCCCCACGACCGGUUCCCUCUCCACGUAAUCAGCCAGUUCCUUCUCCUCGAUCAGGACCGGUGCCAUCACCCCAUCAUCAUCCACCUCAUGGUACACCAACACAUUCACCGGCUCAUGAACUCGGUGGGCCAAGUGAAAUGAUGCUUUCGCAGCUGAGUGGUGGAACUGGUGCACCGACUGGUCACCCGGGUACCAUGCCGCAUCAUCCAUCUCCAGCUCCACCGCCCACUAGUGGCACAGACUCGAGUGAAGUGACGCCCAUGACGCCACAAGAUCAACUUUCAAAAUUUGUCGAAGGAUUGUAGUGACUGUUAGUGAAGUCGGUUAACACGAGUGACUAUGUUAGUGGGCGAACGAUGAUCUUGCAUCGUAUGUCAACCGUUUAGAAAGAACGGUCGCUGUUCCACCUCUCUGUCAUGAGAACAGGGAGAGUAACUUCCAUCCGUUCUGCGUUCCUAGCUUCGUGGAGAUCAGGUACAACUACUUACGUCCGGUACACUGACCAAGUGCUGAUGUUCAGAGACGGGUCAGAGUACCACUGGUGCGACCAAAUUAAUCCCGGAUGACGCGUGUUUCUUUUUUCUAUCUCCGAGUUAAGGUGCAGGAGCGAUACAGCGUGUUGUGGUGCUGCUUAGAUGCUCCGCGAAGAUUCUACAGCUGGCUCAAUGGACACUUGAACUUACGUUAUUGUAUUCUCGUAUCUCAACCUCGGCUCCCCAAUUGCGAACCAGUGGAACGACGAGAAACAAUUAAUUUGAAACUAUACACACAUGAAAUCAAGAGAGACUAUUAAUACUUUCUCCCCGUAAAUAUACAUACAUAUACAAAAGAAACACACACUAUGUCCCUGCCCAAACUUUUAUUCCCCUUACACAUGACUUUUUCAUCUAUACCACCUUCCCUCGCUGCUGCUCAUGCAGGCUGAGUGAAAUCGUACAAAUGUGUUGUGUAUACUUAACGUUAAUUGAUAAUUAAUAGUUCAAAUAUUAUUAGCGUAGCGAUUAUAUGCAGUUAUUAUAUACCACUAUUAUUAUUAUCGUGACAAGAUGCAAAGUAUAUAACAAGAAAAAAAAACGAACUUUAUGAAAAUGGAAAGAUAUCGAAAAAGAAAUCAACAACAUUGUAUGUAAGGAAGGGAGAAAAGAAUUUAGUGGAAAGUUAAGUAAUGUUAACUUAGGUUAAUUUGUUAUUAAGAGAUCGCAACGGUUGCCGAAGGUUGUGCCGAAACCUUAGCACCAUUAAAUUUUAUGGAUCAUUCUGAAAUUAACCUUCAAAAUAAUCUGCUAAAUUGUCUAUGGGAAAGAAACCUAAUAACAGGACAGGCGAGACAACGCGGAUUAACGGUGUCGCAACCAAAAAGUAGAAAUUCACAAGCUUACUAAUGGGAGGAUUUAUAAAUCGUGUUAAUUUUGACAACAAAAGUUUUUCAAACCGAGGGUCCAACAUGUACAGUUCAAUCAAAAUAUGUAGCUACGAAGCGUAAACGAAAAGGACCCUCGCAUGAAAAUCGUUCUGUACAUACUAUACUAUUAUUACGAUAAUAAUAACGAUUAUUAUUAAUUUCCCUGUCUAUUAUGAAUUUAUUAUUAUUAUUAUUAUUAUUAUUGCUAUUAUAUAUAAUUAUUAUUGAUUCUUAAUUAUUAUCAUUACUAUAAUUGCUCUACUACUACUACUAUUAUUAUUAAUAAUAUUAUUUUUAUUAUUCUUAUUAUUACCAUUAUUACUAUUAAUAUUAUUAUAAAAGAAAAAUUCAAAACACAUAAGUAUAGUGUUAAUAUUCGGGAAAAAAGCGAGAAAGGGAUCCACACACACGCGUUAUAAUUAUAAUAGGAUAUCUCUGUGCACGAUAAACCCGAGAAAAAGAAAUACAAAUACAGAUACAAGUACACAUACAUACCGAAGUAUGUGACUAUGCCAGUGCUGUAUCAUAGUAAACUAUAAGUGUAACUUUUCCUCUCUCUUUUUUCUUCGAUACCUAUUUAAAUGACUAGCUGGUAACGAAUGAUGCGUGAAGGUGUACUUCGGAAGUCCGUAUCGUCGGAUAUUUUUUAAAUACACGGUGUACAAUGUAGCCACCAUGUAACCAAGCUAUAACCGAUUUAAUCAUAAUCAGAAUCAUUAAUGGCACAUGCAACCGGUGUAAGAUUCAUAUUUAAACGUGGCGUUUCCGUCGACGAAAGCGCGGUCCGAUUCGAAACAAAAGGCCAGAGAGAUCAUGACCCGUUUGAGAGACACGUUACCUCUUGAAAAAUGUAUUUGACUCAUUCUGAUACAUUUAUCAUCAGAUAUAUCUACAUACAUAUAACACCGUACAUUUCCAUUUGUCUUAUAUACAUCGGUACCCUUUGAAUUCGUUAUAAAAGGAGGCAAAAAGCAUUUUUCUUUUUUUUAUAAAAAUAAAGAAAGAAUCUAACGAACGAUUGGCGAAUGUUCUUUGCCUUGAAAAUUUUAAUCGCAGGGUUGGACGGGGGUAAGUUUAACGAGAAUAGUUCGUUUAAGACAACCGGUUUUCUUUCACUCAAUUAAGCUCCAAGCUCGAAAGAUCGCUUUUUGUUAUUUUUAAACUAUUUUAAAUUCCUUUAUAAAUCGGUUAAUGUGAAUCGUCAAUCGAUUCCGAAACAUUCCUUUUGUUAUGUAUUCUCUUUCUCGCCCUUUCCUCUAUCCACCGGUUUUUCUCUACGUCCUUCGUCCCUCGGACUAGUUUUAUAGAAAGAACGUCGUAGAUUCGUCUUUCCAAGAUCGUCGUAUAAAAGGACAAAACGAAAGAGAAAAAAAGAUAAUUAUGUAGAAUUAUGUGAUAGCAGUUGAAUCGAGCGGGUCAACUAUAAAUCGGUUGAGAAACAAAUCCUGUCGUGCGUCUGAAAUUUCUAAAAAUGAGAUGAAAACGAAAAGCAAAGAUUAAGAAACAAAGUAACACAAAGAACAAAAAAUAACAAUCUACGAAAUGCGGAUGGUUAUUAACUGUAGAUUUAAGUAAACGAUUUUACUAG
Molecule: messenger RNA, 11771 nt
Organism: Bombus impatiens (common eastern bumble bee)
Lineage: Eukaryota; Metazoa; Arthropoda; Insecta; Hymenoptera; Apidae
Product: histone acetyltransferase p300
Exons: 20
Coding region: 903-9086 (2727 amino acids)
Biological process (GO): positive regulation of transcription by RNA polymerase II
Cellular component (GO): histone acetyltransferase complex; transcription regulator complex
Molecular function (GO): transcription coactivator activity; chromatin DNA binding; histone acetyltransferase activity
Source: RefSeq, a predicted model, not a curated record